Molecule: messenger RNA, 555 nt
Organism: Cantharellus anzutake
Lineage: Eukaryota; Fungi; Basidiomycota; Agaricomycetes; Cantharellales; Hydnaceae
Exons: 3
Coding region: 1-555 (184 amino acids)
Source: RefSeq, a predicted model, not a curated record
AUGCCCUUCGAAGGAUUCGAAGGGAAACCCCUUUGCUACAAAUGUGGCAAAAUUGGGUACGCUUCGGAGUGCCUGAACCAUCUGUAUCAGGCAAAGAUAUUUGCCCUGGGCAUCAAUAAUGGAGCACCCGAGCCCAUUCCCGUGUUUGACAACCAGGAUGAAGUUGGAGAACCAUCUGGGGAAACCCCAGAUGGCCCAAUUGGUGAGAAUGGCGAAGCUGAAGACCGCUUCAUCAAUGAUCCAUAUGACCCCACAUACCAACAUAAUGUGUUGGAAAGCAAGCCCGAAGACGAAGUUGUCUUCAGGAACAUGGGUCUGCCUCCUAGCAUUCCCAAGGCUGCAAAGGCCUUGGAACAGCCUCACAAAUCGCAAAAAUUUGCGGGACAUCCAAUGUCUCAGUUGACUCCAGCAAAAUUGCACCCUGGCAGGGAUGCGACUGAUAACGCGCCACACUAUGGCACGAACCACUUAGAUGAGAUUUCAAGUAUGAGUGUCCCUGAAAAGGACACUGUUGAUGAUCGCAAGCUGAAAAGCCGUGAUCUGAAAUCUCCCUGA